CUCCUCCUCUCUCUACCACUGAACUUCUCUGAAACUAGAGACGAUGAACUGCAGCAAGAGCAGCAGCAGAGUGGCUCUCUUGCUGGUCCUGUUGCUGCAGUCGACGGCGGCCAUGCUGCUGCUGCUGCUGCUGCUGCCCGAUGGAGCUGCAGCGCAGAACGGGACGACGAGGUGCAGCGAGGUGAGCUGCGGGAUGGGGAGGUGCAGCGAGUCGAGCGACGACGUGUUGGGGUUCGCGUGCAGCUGCAACCCCGGGUGGAGCCGCUACAGCCUCGCCGACAUGGAGUUCCCUUUCCUCCCCUGCGUCAUACCAAAUUGCACCAUCAACUACUCGUGCCAGGACGGUUCGCCGCCGCCGCCGCCGGCGAUGCCGUCACCGACGAACGUCUCCAUCUUUGACCCGUGCCUCCUCCAGUACUGCGGCGACGGCGGCAGCUGCGAGAGGUCGUCGGAGUUCGGCCACCGCUGCGCCUGCCGCGACGGCUUCGAGAACCUCCUCAACGACACCUCCUACCCUUGCUACCAGCAGUGUUCGCUUGGUUUGGACUGCUCCGGCCUGGGGAUCAACGUGUUCAACGGGUUACAGCCGGGGUCGGCGCCGCCGGCGCCAUUCUCGUUAACCGUCAAGAAGUCCGGCGCCGCCGGCUCCCCGCGGCUGGCCGCCGGCGGCGGCGGGCUGGUCCAGCUCCUCGUCGUGCUGGUCUCCUCUGCCUUGGUCCAGGGGCUGUGGUGACACGUACAUGACAGUAUGAACAAACAAGACUACAAGAGCAGAGCUAAGCUAGCAAUGAUAGGCACACAAAUACGUUUAUGAGCAACUUUUUCAGUAGGAAUUUUGGUUUGUCAUUCAUGUGAUUAUCAGUGUAAAUGUGAUUCUUAAUAAAUAAUUUCUUAGAAACAAAAGAUCUAGCAGUAGUAGAUCAUGUGCAGAUCAGUAGGAUAUCAGCUAGGAGUAGAUGAUAAUGCUUUGCUAACUACACCAAUCAUACAUCCAGAAUAUCUGACCACCAU
This is a messenger RNA of Oryza brachyantha (malo sina), 1011 nucleotides long. RefSeq lists its product as uncharacterized. Lineage: Eukaryota; Viridiplantae; Streptophyta; Magnoliopsida; Poales; Poaceae. The transcript is spliced from 5 exons. The record is from RefSeq and is a predicted model, not a curated record. Bases 44 to 733 code for a protein of 229 amino acids.